Salvelinus fontinalis (brook trout) is the source of this 3699-nucleotide messenger RNA. RefSeq names its product megakaryocyte-associated tyrosine kinase (gene matk). Bases 275 to 1729 code for a protein of 484 amino acids. The transcript has 15 exons. Gene Ontology annotation, molecular function: ATP binding; protein binding; protein tyrosine kinase activity. The record is from RefSeq and is a predicted model, not a curated record. Lineage: Eukaryota; Metazoa; Chordata; Actinopteri; Salmoniformes; Salmonidae. Gene Ontology annotation, biological process: protein phosphorylation.
AGCACACCCCUCUGGCUUAUUGAAUAUUCAUGAUUGGAAAGGAGGCGAUGAGAUGGGCUAUUGUGAGUGAUGAUGAAUAAUAGCGUAUGAAGCGCUGUCUAGUAUUCGAAGAUGCGUCUGCUUAACCUUUUCCGUUCUUGACGUCUAACCUUCUAAGGAAGAAGUAAGCGGUUAUCUCUACCUCGAUUUCCUUUUUUACGGAAUAGCCUGUAAUUAAUCGCAGCAAUUGGUUACCCACUCGAAACUGCAAUGACAAAUGUAACAGGUCGUACAAAUGCAGCGUUAUAGCGCUCAGAUCACGUCUGUCCUUGGACCAUAUCAGGCUACAUUUUGCUACAUUGCUGAGCCACAGGUGUUCUCUUUACUUUUGAAUUUACAUCCACCCAGGCAUAUUCCAAUCUUGAGGAUGGCAACGAAGUGUUUGGUGUUCGGCACACAAUGUGUUGCCAAGAGUGACCACAGCCAGCCCAAAACUGGUGAACUGGCCUAUCGCAAAGGAGACAUCCUCACUAUUAUGAGAACAGGAACAGGGAAAGAACAUUACAAGGCCAGACACAACACCACAGGAGAGGAAGGACUCAUCUCUGUCACCAACAUGCGAGAGCGAGAGGCCAUUCGUGUCGACCCCAGUCUCAGUCUCAUGCCCUGGUUCCAUGGGAAGAUCUCAGGUCCCGAGGCGGUGUCCAAGCUGCGGCCUGUAGAGGAUGGCCUGUUCCUGGUGCGGGAGUCCAUCCGCCACCCUGGUGACUAUGUGCUCUGUGUCGGCUACUCCAGCCAGGUCAUCCACUACCGAGUCAUGUACCAGCACAGGAAACUGACCAUCGACAACACCCAGUACUUCUACAACCUCAUAGACAUGAUAGAGUUCCACUCCAAGCACAAGGGAGCUAUCGCCACAAAACUUCUGAAGCCCAAAGAUAAGGAGGGCACCAAGUCAGCUGAGUUGGAGCUGUCUAAAACGGGGUGGCUGCUGGACAUCAGGAAGCUGACCUUGGGAGAGAGUAUCGGAGAGGGGGAGUUUGGAGCGGUGUUUGAAGGAGACUACAUUGGCCAGAAGGUGGCAGUAAAGAACAUUAAAUGUGAUGUAACGGCACAGGCAUUCUUAGAAGAGACCACUGUUAUGACGAAACUGCAGCAUAAGAACCUGGUGCGGUUGUUGGGGGUGAUCGUAGACAAUGGACUGCACAUCGUCACAGAGCUCAUGGCCAAGGGUAAUCUGGUGAACUUCCUCCGGACGAGGGGCCGUUUUGUCAUUCGCACUGGCCAGCUACUACGUUUUGCACUAGAUGUGUGCGAGGGCAUGGAGUACCUGGAGUCUAAGAGGUUGGUUCACAGAGACCUAGCGGCCCGUAACAUCCUGGUCUCCAACGAGGGCGUGGCCAAAGUCAGUGACUUUGGGUUGACCAAGGUGGACUACAAGGCCUCGGACAACGCUAAACUACCAGUCAAAUGGACAGCCCCUGAGGCCCUGAAGAAAGAGAAAUUCUCCACGCGGUCAGACGUAUGGAGCUAUGGUGUUCUCCUCUGGGAGACGUUCUCCUACGGUCGACAGCCCUACCCCAAGAUGGUGUUCCAGAGGUCUUCGCUCGUGAGAGUCUGUGAAGGAGGUGAAGGAGCGGGUGGAGCAGGGUUACCGUAUGGAGGCUCCAGAGGAGUGCCCCCACAGUGUCUACGCCCUGAUGAGGGGCUGCUGGGAGGCCGAGCCCAAGAAAAGGCCCUCCUUUCAUAAACUACAGGAGAAGAUAGAGAGAGAGCUGACCAAACACAGCCCUGGGCCUGCCUGCUGAGGUCACCUCAAUAAUACUAUUCAAAUAACUAUUGUUCUUUGUUUAGAGCUGCCUGGAGUGGUGGCCUGAAGUGAGCCAGAACCAACAGAAGGCUGGUCAGGGCUGGAUCUAAUGGUAGUGGCUCAUAAAGAGGCUGAACAUUGGCUGAUUUUGUGAAGGAGACAUGCAGCAUACAUCUUUCUUAGAUUAUCAAUGAGCCUUUAUGCACACUCACUAUGACUCCAUACUAUAAACAGCAGUGAAAUGUGGACAUGGGUUUCUCUAUGGCAGAAUCACUGUCUGAAGAAAAUUAUCUUUGCAACAAAUAAACUCCAGCCAUCAGAACUAACUGUACAAAAACAAAACUAUGUAGUGCCUUCAGAAAGUGUUCAUACCUUGACUACAUUUAGUUGUUAAGCCUGAAUUUUUUUUAAACUAUCACCCAUCUACACACUACCCCAUAAUGACAAAGUGAAAAAAAAUGUUUUAACAUUUUUGCAAAUGUUUUGAAAAUUAAGUACAGAAAUACAGUGAGCUCCAAAAGUAUUGGGACAAUGACACAUGUGUUGUUAUUUUGGCUCUGUACUUCAGCACUUUGGAUUUGAAAGGAUACAAUGACUAUGAGGUUAAAGUGCAGACUGUCAGCUUUAAUUUGAGGGUAUUUUGAACUGUUUAGAAAUUACAGCACUUUUUGUACAUAGUCCACCAUUUUAGGGGUCCAAAAGUCUUGGGACAAAUUCACCAUGAUUACAGAUAAUCGUGAAUAAAUCGUGAAUAAUGAUGAGUGAGAAAGUUACAGAGGCAUAAGUAUAAUCAAUAAUCAUGGUAGCAUUCAUAUUAAUGUAGAAGUGUUUAGAAACAUAUUCUUAUUUACAAUAAAAGUGACUCCAAAAUGGCACAAUACAUUAUUUACCAUUUAUUUCUAUUGGGCACAAAAUAAUCUGAAACACAACCAAAACAAACUGCAAAUGCAUCCAACAAGUGUGUACAGUCACAGGCUUAAUGUAGUUAUUGUGUGCUAGGAAUAUGGGACCAAAUACUUAACUUUCAACUACUUUAAUACACAUAUAAGUGAAUUUGUCUACACUUGUUGUAUUCGGCGCAUGUGAAAAAUAACAUUUUAAUUGACAUUUAGAGCCCAUUGUAUCUAAUUUACAUAAGUAUUCACACACCUAAGUUAAUACAUGUUACAAUCACAUUAGGCAGCAAUUACAAUUGUGAGUCUUUCUGGGUAAGAGCUUUGUACACCUGGAUUGAACAAUUUUUACACAUUAUUCUUUAAAAAAUUCUUCAAGCUCUGUCAAGUUUGUUGUUGAUCAUUGCUAGACAGCCAUUUGUAAGUCUUGCCAUAGAUUUUGAACUAGGUCACUCAUGGAUGUUCAAUGUCAUCUUGGUAAGCAACUCCAGUGUAUAUUUGGCAUUGUGUUUUAGGUUAUUGUCCUGCUGAAAGGUGAAUUUGUCUCAGUGUCUGUUGGAAAGCAGACUGAACCAGGUUUUCCUGUAGGAUUUUGCCUGUGCUUAGCUUUAUUCCAUUAAUUUUUUAUCCUAAAAAACAGGGCGGCAGGUAGCCAUAGUGGUUAGAGCAUUGGGCCAGUAACCAAAAGAUUGCUGGAUCGAAUCCUCGAGCUGACAAGGUAAAAAUCUGCCGUUCUGCCCCUGAGCAAGGCAGUUAACCCACUGUUCCCCAGGUGCCGAAGACGUGGAUGUCGAUUAAGGCAGCCCCCGCACCUCUGAUUCAGAGGGGUUGGGUUAAACGCGAAAGACACAUUUCAGUUUAAGGCAUUCAGUUAUACAACUUCCCCUUUUGGAAUAUUUUUGUUCUGUACAGGCUUCCUUCUUUUCACUGUCAUUAUGGAGUCACUACUAAUGUUGUUGAUCCAUCCUCAAUUUUCUCCUAUUACAGCCAUUAAACUCUGCAACUGUUUUAAAGUCA